AGACCCGGUCUAGUAUAAUUUGACCGGUCAAGUAGUUUACACCAUCAUUUUUGGCGCCGACCGUGGGACCGUUAAGGUUUCCUCUCUUCUAAAUACAAACCUACCCACAAAAACACCACUCAAAAUGUCUUCGAGCCAGCAGAUCAACGCCACCCCUGCUCAGGUGCAAGCCACCACUGAAGGUACCAGCAUCCCCAUGGCUGUUACCCUGCCAACCGUUUCUGCUCCGGUUUUGCCAUUGGGGUUAAGCUCGGUUCCAACACCCAGCAUGGUCAGCCCAUUCACGGCUCCCGUCCCUUCCGCUGGACCGAGGGUCACUUUCCCACCAAGCAUGACCCAGUUCAUGAAUGACCCAGCCAACCUGCAGGCCAUCCAGGGCUUUGGCCAGGACAUGGCUAUGUGCCAACAGAAUGGGGGGAUGCCUUUCCUCCCUGGUAUGUUCCCGUUCGCUCUUCCAAGCGCGGGAACCAUGCCCCUACAAGCUCCAAUGGCGGUGUCUCCCUUCCAAACGCCAGUGCCGCAACCAUCACCUUUCCAGCCGCAGCUAGUCAGCGCUGUGGCCCCCAUCAACUUGACCGGUGCGCUUAACGCCGCAGGGCCAUUGCGCCCCCCGCAAGGUACGAAUCCGCUAAUCACUUCGGAUGGUCACUGCGUCUCGGUUGAAAGCGGAGACGACGAGUGGGACAUUCCAAGGACCCACAAGAAAAAGAAGGGAAAAACCAUCCGACCCGCCACCUCCCGAAACUCCGCCUUCGAAAGGGUGGGGGAUAGGGAGGAGGGCCAGAGAAAAUCAGCCAAGCUGAGGCUGGGGCAGAGCGUGGCCCAUGUCAGUGCGUUCGCCCGGUUAGGUGAGAUGAGGGAGGCCAAGCCUGCCCGCACCCAACACUCCCGGUCAAACUGGCAGGAGCCAGCCAGGACGAGAGCCUCUCGCCGGGAAGAAGAAGCAGAAAGCCAGCCUAGGGUGCCGGUGGCCAAUCGGUUAACCACCCCCAAUGAUCGCGUCCAACAGAUGGAGGCAAAGUUGGAGAGGCUGGAGAAGAAGGUUGGGGAGAAGAAUGACCGGGACAAACCCCUAGCGGGGUCUCCGUUCACUACAAGGGUCCAUCUGACACCUUUCCCGCGAAAGACCUUGCGGAAUCGAGCCACCGAGUGGUUCAACAAGCUUCGCCCGGGAAGCAUUGACUCAUUCAGCGACUUGGCCUCGAAGUUCAAGGCCAAGUUCCAGGAGAACUGUACCAAGAGGAAGAAGUUCACCUAUCUUAGUACAGCCGGGCAGAGGGAAUCUGAGAACCUCACCCAAUUCCUUACCCGGUGGAAGGAGGAGGUAGACAAGGUUGAGGAGAUGGAUGACAAGACAGUGUUGUCCCUCCUCCUGAGUGGCUUACGUGCCGGGGAACUAUACAAGGAGUUCUGCCGGAAACCCCCGGCCACGUACCAAGAGGCCUACCACACUGCAUGGGAGUUUGCUGAGGCUGAAACUCAACUCCGGGCAAAGAAAGAAGCCGAGCAUGGGUUCAAGCCCAAGCCGGUGCAGGUCAAAAAGGAAGAAGUGCCGAUACCCAGCCGGCCAAGGCACCACUAUGACCCGGUAGUCCGAGUGGUCAAUUCAGAAGAAUGCCAGGAGAUCAGGAAAGCACCGGUCAAUCCUCCGGACAAUCCUACCGGUCAAACUGGGCGUCAGUGGUCGGGCACCUAUUGUUCGUACCACAGGUCAGAUUCCCAUAGCACUUCCGAAUGCAAGAGUGUUAAGGGGGUAAUCCGGCAGAUGAUAGACAGCGGAGAACUGGGCAAGGAUUAUCUGCAGAAAGCCCAGGAGAAGAACCAUCAAUGGGUAAGGCCAGCAACCCAGGGAAAUGACCGGGACAAUGACCGGCGGAGCAACAACCGGCAGAGGGAGCAACUGCCUGCCCCUGACAAAGAACAUAUUGGGAUGAUCUUUGGCGGACCCGAAGGAGGAGAUUCAGCCGCGCAGCGGAAAAACUGGGUUCGCAGCAUUUACGUUGGUGAGGUGAAUGCCGAACCGGCCAGGCGUAAUUAUCCCAGGAGGGAGCCAAUAGUCUUCACUGACCGGGACCUCCCUCCUACCGGUGAAGAUCACAAUGAUCCAUUGGUCAUCACCAUGGACAUCAACGGGGUGGACGUCGCCCGGGUACUUGUUGACACCGGCAGCAGUGUCAACAUCCUCUACCUGGAGACCUUCCAGAAACUCAGGUUGUGUCGGACAAAACUUGAACCCCUCAAAACCCCUCUCUCAGGCUUCACGGGAGAUACCGUUGAAGCUGAAGGAUCCAUAGUUCUACCGGUCGAACUAGGAUCGGGCGAAAAGACUGUGUGGAAGAGAAUGCGAUUCAUUGUUGUGGAUAUCAAAUGCGUCCACAACGCGAUCCUUGGAAGACCGGGCAUCAAUAAGGUUGGGGCGGUGAUUUCCAUGCCGCACCUGUGCAUGAAGUUCUACACUCCAGGCGGUGUGGGGGAAGUGAAGGGCGAUCAGAGGAACGCCCGGGAGUGCUAUGCUCGGGCAGUCAAGAAGAUGACCAAGGGGGUCAAUGUCAUCUCCCAAGAGAUCACAAAGGGAGAGACCCGGGAGAAACUGGAGCCUGAAGCUGAGACGGUGGAGAUUGAACUCCACCCGGGUGAUUCUUCGAGGAUGGUCAAAAUUGGGGCAAACCUCCCAGAAGAUCUCAAGGCAGAGAUUACACGGGUGCUCCAAGAGUACGCGGGCAUAUUUGCAUGGAGCGUGGCAGAUAUGCCCGGGAUAGACCGCUCAAUCAUCUGUCACCGGUUGGCAGUAAGGGAGGGAAGUCGACCGGUACGCCAGAAGAAAAGGUACCUGGCCAGCGACUGAUGAGACUUCGUCAAGAAGGAGGUGAAGGACCUCCUUA
Molecule: messenger RNA, 2882 nt
Organism: Cuscuta campestris
Lineage: Eukaryota; Viridiplantae; Streptophyta; Magnoliopsida; Solanales; Convolvulaceae
Source: the annotation of a GenBank genome assembly